Molecule: messenger RNA, 8055 nt
Organism: Mizuhopecten yessoensis (Yesso scallop)
Lineage: Eukaryota; Metazoa; Mollusca; Bivalvia; Pectinida; Pectinidae
Product: lactase-phlorizin hydrolase-like
Exons: 38
Biological process (GO): carbohydrate metabolic process
Molecular function (GO): beta-glucosidase activity
Source: RefSeq, a predicted model, not a curated record
UUCGAUUUCUUCGCCAUGAACAUGUACCGCUCGGCCCUGGUGACGGAUGCCAGUCCGGCCGAGCUAACGACCAGAUUUGAAAAAGAUGCUGGCUGUGUUCUCAGUGUCGAUCCUUCCUGGAAAGAAACAUGUGGUGGAAGAAUGUAUACGACACCACUAGGCAUGCGCAAGAUGCUUAACUGGAUACGCCGUCAAUACGGUGAUGUACCUAUCUUGAUAACGGAGAACGGAGCGUGCGACCAAACUGAUGGGAUAGAAGACCAGGAUCGGAUAGACUUCAUGCGGGAUUACACCAACGAGGUGCUCAAAGCUAUUCAUCUGGAUAAGAUCAACGUAACGGGCUACCUUGUAUGGAGCAUCAUGGACACCUAUGACAUCACGUUUGGGUAUGCUAAUAAAUACGGAUUGUAUCACAUCAACUUCAGCGACCCUAACCUGACCAGGGUUCCCAAACACUCUGCCUCCUUCUAUCGACAGUUAGUCUCGGAGAGCGCAUUUCAACAUGGCUAUCCUGGGAUUGGAGGAAGAGGCGUCGCCCCAGAAAUGGAGAAUGAGUUCCUGUAUGAUGUUUUCCCCGAGGAUUUUGUAUGGAGUUCAGCGACAGCAGCCUAUCAGGUGGAGGGGGGCUGGAAUGAGGAUGGGCGUGGUCCUUCUAUCUGGGAUGUGUGGGCACAGACUCCUGGGAAAAUAGCCAACAAUGACAACGGUAAUGUGGCGUGCGACAGUUACCACAAAUACCAAGAUGAUAUACAGUUGCUCAAACAGCUCGGGGUUUCGCACUACCGCUUCUCUAUAUCUUGGUCGCGAGUGUUACCGAACGGCACAGUGUCAAGUGCGAACCAAAAGGGUAUUGAUUAUUACAACCGUCUAAUCGAUGGUCUGAUGGCUGAGGGGAUCCAGCCCAUGAUUACACUCUACCACUGGGAUCUGCCUCAGGCCCUACAGCGCGAGUACAACGGCUGGCUCAAUGAAUCCCUUAUCGAUAUUUUCUCAGAAUAUACCGAAUUCUGCUUCAAACACUUUGGAGACCGGGUAAAGUUUUGGAUCACCUUUAACGAACCGUGGAUCGUUUCCUGGCUGGGGUACAGUGUAGCCGUGUUUGCCCCGGGGAUGUACGGACCUGGAACUAACGCUUAUAUUGUCAGUCACCACCUGAUCCUAGCACACACAAAGUCCUGGCAUAUCUACAACUCAACCUACCGCCACACACAAAAAGGUCAAGUGGGUAUAACGCUAAACGCUGGGUGGUCGGAGCCCGAAAAUCCCUAUAAUCCCUCCCACCUGGAGGCAGCAGAGAGGGCAACCCAGUUCGACUUUGGGUGGUUUGCCAAUCCUCUUGUCCAUGGCGACUAUCCGGAUGUCAUGAAGUGGCAAGUGGGUAAUAAGAGUGCACUCCAGGGAUUCAACCAGUCCCGACUUCCAGAAUUUACAGAGACAGAAAAAAAGAUACUUAAAGGUUCGACAGAUUUUCUCGGUCUCAACCUGUACACAUCUGGUCUGGUACAUCCAGUUGAUCGAGACAUUGAUGAUAUAAGUUAUGACGCCGACAAAGACACCGGGGGCUCUAUAGACCCAAAAUGGCUAGGGUCAGGGUCCAAUUGGCUAUGGGUGACUCCAUUUGGUCUGCGGAAAAUGUUGAACUGGAUCAAAAACCAUUAUGGCGAUCUACCUGUGUAUGUGACGGAGAACGGUGUGUCGGACAGGAACGGGUCGCUGUCGGACGUACACAGAAUCAACUACUAUAGAUCAUACAUUAACGAGGUGCUCAAAGCCCGGAAACUCGACCAGGUCAACGUGAAGGGAUAUACAGCCUGGUCGCUGAUGGACAACUUUGAGUGGGGCAGCGGGUACGACGAACGAUUCGGCCUUCAUUUUGUCAACUUCUCUGACCCUGCACGCCCCCGAACCCCAAAGGAGUCGGCAGUGUUCUACUCUCAGGUCAUCAAAGACAACGGUUUCCCACGAGGAGCCAUGACAGCCCCGGGCGUCAUGACAACCAUGCCUUACGAAAAUGAGUUUCUGUUUGGAGAGUUUCCAAAGGGAUUCGCCUGGAGUGCCUCAUCUUCUGCUUACCAAGUAGAGGGAGCAUGGAAUACAGAUGGAAAAGGUGAGAGUAUUUGGGAUUGGUAUUACCACGAGAGUACCGCUGUACUAGACAAUGGUGAUAGUGCGUGUGACAGCUACCAUCACUACACGGAAGACGUCCAUAUGGUUAAACAACUCGGAAUGUCGCACUACAAAUUCACGCUUUCUUGGUCCCGGAUCCUCCCCAAUGGUACAAAGGGUGAGAUAAACCCGUUGGGUGUGGCGUACUACCAUGACCUGAUAGACGCCCUCCUGGUGGCGGGGAUCAAACCUGUCGUUACACUCUUCCACCUCGACUUCCCACAACCUCUUCAGGACAACGGUGGGUGGCUAAAUAAAUCCACAGUCGGCUACUUUGUAGAUUAUGCCAGGAUCUGCUUUCAGGAAUACGGAGACAAGGUGAAGCUGUGGUACACGAUAGACGACCCGCACACGUUUGCUGUGUCAGGAUAUGGUAACGCCACGUCACCACCCCGAGUGUCAGGGAUCGGUACAAAGGUUUACAAGGUCGUCCACAACCUCAUAAUGGCGCAUGCCCGCGCCUAUAAAGUGUAUGAUAAGGAGUUCCGGCCCUCUCAGAACGGAAAUGUCGGUAUCGUAUUGAACGUGAAAUGGGCGGAACCAAAACAAACCUAUAAUCCGUCUGACGUGUUUGCCGCGGAGCGGUACCUUGAUUUCACACUAGGAUGGUUUGCCGACCCAAUCUUCCUGUCCGGAAAAUACCCUCCUGUAAUGAAGGCACAGAUCGACAUGAAAAGUGGACUCCAGAACCUUACAAAGAGUCGGCUACCAGAGUUCACCUCAGAAGAACGACUCCUGAUUAAAGGUUCAGCUGACCAUCUGGGGAUCAGCUUCUAUACAUCACGACUAAUCAGCAGUACUCAGCAAGCAUCAUCACCGCCAAGUUACUUUGAUGACCAGGACGUCACAGCAGAAAUAAAUCAAAGCUGGCCCGAGAGUGGUUCGUCAUGGUUACGUGUGACACCGUUUGGCAUGAGAAAGCUGUUGAACUGGGUUAAAGUUAAGUACCCGGCUGUACCUGUGUAUAUAACGGACAACGGAGUGUCGGACAGGAACGGGUCGGUACAGGAUCAUCACCGUGUCCAGUACCAUAGAGAUCACAUCAAUGAGGUUCUCAAAGCCAUCAACCUAGAUGGAUGUAGUGUGCAGGGAUAUUCCGUAUCAUCUUUGAUGGAUCAAUUUGAAUGGGGUGCCGGCUACACAGAGAAAUUCGGACUCUACAAUGUUGACUUCAGAGAUCCUCAGCGUACAAGAACAGCGAAAUUAUCAGCAAAUUUUAUCAGAAACAUAGUUACAGCAAACGGGUUUUACAAGGGUCUGGAACCACUGCCGUUCCAGGACGACUUUCUGUAUGGAUCCUUCCCAGAGGGCUUUGCGUGGAGCGCCGCAACAGCCUCCUAUCAGGUGGAGGGUGGCUGGAACGAGGAUGGUAAAGGACCGAGUAUCUGGGACACGUUCUCUCAUCAAGGUCACGUGGACAAUACUGACACGGGCGAUGUGGCGUGUGACAGUUAUCACAAAUACAUGGACGACGUCCAGCUUCUCAGGGAUAUGAAGGUGACACACUAUCGGUUCUCCCUGUCAUGGCCCCGGAUAUUACCGGACGGCACGACACGCUAUGUAAACCAGGCAGGGGUAAAUUAUUACAACCAGUUGAUAGACGCCCUGUUGGACGCUGGGAUCACACCCAUGGUCACAUUGUACCACUGGGACCUACCUCAGGCUCUACAGGACAGAGGCGGCGGCUGGCUCAACGCCUCAAUAGCUGAUGUCUUUGCCGACUACGCCAGACUUGCCUUCCAGAAAUUCGGGGACAGGGUUAAGACGUGGAUCACCCUAAACGAGCCUUGGGUUGUAUCACUUCAAGGAUAUGGGCAGGGCAUCAAAGCCCCGGGGAUUGUAAGCCCAGGGGACAAAGUAUACAUAGCCGCCCACAAUCUCAUCAGAGCCCACGGCAAGGCCUACAGGGUAUACGAGAAUGAAUUCAAACACACCCAGCAUGGGAAGGUUGGCAUCACAUGUAACUGUGACUGGGAAGUACCUAAAAGUGAGAGCGUUCCCUCCGACCGCGAUGCUGCCGAGCGUGCACUCCAGUUCCACUUUGGAUGGUUCGUCAAUCCAGUGUUAAAUAACGGAGACUACCCUGACGUCAUGAAAUGGCAGAUCGGGAACAAAAGUGUCAUUCAGAAUCUGACACACAGUAGACUGCCUGAGUUUACAUCGGAGGAGAAACAAUAUUUAAAGGGAGCCACAGAUUUUGUAGGCCUGAACUUUUACACGUCCAACCUUGCGGAAUACCACCUCGACGACACCUAUAAACGGGAUUACUACUCCGAUAUGGACGUCAGUUUGUCUAAAGACCCGUCAUGGCUUGGGUCUGGGUCAUCAUGGCUUAAGGUCACUCCAUUUGGAAUUCGCCGUAUGCUGAACUGGAUCAAGGAUCACUACGGUGACGUUCCUGUGUUUAUAACAGAGAAUGGCAUUUCUGAUAGAAACGGAUCCCUGUCUGACGAUCAUAGAAUCUUCUACUACAAACACUACAUCAAUGAAGUUCUAAAAGCUAUUCGCCUAGACCACGUGGACGUACGUGGGUACACUGCGUGGUCCCUGAUGGAUAAUUUUGAGUGGUCUCGGGGAUACUCGGAGAGAUUUGGUCUCCACUACGUCAACUUCACUGACCCAGCGCGACCUAGGACGCCUAAGGCCUCAGCCCACUACUACAGACACAUCAUCCAGAACAAUGGGUUCUACCAAGUUCAGCCCACAGUUCAUACGAUGACCACGCAAGCGCCAUCUACUCCCAAAAGACAUGAUCGUGGAGUUUCCGGAUCUCCUUCUUUGCACCAACUACCUUCACUUUCUAUCACUGGACUCCUUAUCGGACUAAAGUUUCUAGAAACUUUGUCAAAAUACCAUGCACACGCGUCGGUGUAUGAUGAAAGAAUGUGUAUGGAGAAGACACUCGAGGACUUCAUUGCGUCCGGUAAUAGACGUUUCGACGGUCUUGGGGAGAGAUUGGCCAACAUAACGCUGAAUCAAAACCAAGCGUCUGCCGACCACGUGGCUUUCAACCCGUUCGCGAGUGACUUGAAUUUUCGACUUGUGUCCCCCGGUCCCACAGGUGUGCAGAAUGUGCAAGGUGCAGCCGGGAUUAACCGUGUUGAUAUCCAAGGCGGAUUUAAUGCUAUAAAGGACAGUGUAGCUAAAAACCAAUUACCAGCUGAGAUACGACUGCACGAAUCGCGUCAAGAAGUUCAACUAUCUGAUCAGCCCGCAUUCAACGUUAUUUCAAAAUGUGGACGAUACGCCGAGACAGCUGUUCUGGACGCUAAAGAACCCGGUGAAGUGAUAACUCAAGAAAAAUUGGAGCAGUUAUUCACAGUCAGCUUCGCACAGCUCAAGUACUUACAGGACGAAUACGCAUCUAUUGUUGUCAGUGGCCAUUACGACGCUACUACGUCAAAACUGCUUCGUUCCCUACAACGUAACACUUCCGGAUUGAACACCGAAUCCCUAGAGGCAUUACGUUCGGCAGCAGCACUGGCCACGGUGACCCGACCCAAGAGACAGGGACCUAUUCGCCUAGACCACGUGGACGUACGUGGGUACACUGCGUGGUCCCUGAUGGAUAAUUUUGAGUGGUCUAUGGGAUACUCGGAGAGAUUUGGUCUCCACUACGUCGACUUCACUGACCCAGCGCGAGACCGGAUACCUAAAGACUCGGCAAAAUACUAUCGACAACUCAUCGAAAAUAAUGGAUUUACUCCGCCCACUCUGUCAGGACGCGGACUACUGAUACAGGAAAAGGAAUUCAUGUACGGUACAUUUCCAGAAGGUUUUGCCUGGAGCGCAGCAACCGCAUCUUACCAGAUCGAGGGCGGCUGGAAAGCAAAUGGUAAAGGACCGAGUAUCUGGGACACGUUUUCUCAUCAAGGUCACGUGGACAAUAAUGACACGGGCGAUGUGGCGUGUAACAGUUAUCACAAAUACAUGGACGACGUCCAGCUUCUCAAGGAUAUUAAGGUGACACACUAUCGGUUCUCCUUGUCAUGGCCCCGGAUAUUACCGGACGGCACGACACGCUAUGUAAACCAGGCAGGGGUGGAUUAUUACAACCAGCUGAUAGACGCCCUGUUGGACGCUGGGAUCACACCCAUGGUCACACUGUACCACUGGGACCUACCUCAGGCUCUACAGGACAGAGGUGGCGGCUGGCUCAACGCCUCAAUAGCUGACGUCUUUGCCGACUACACCAGACUUGCCUUCCAGACAUUCGGGGACAGGGUAAAGACUUGGAUCACCCUGAAUGAGCCAUGGGUCGUGGCAGUCAAAGGCUACGGCUACGGAACCAUGGCCCCGGGAAUUGUAAGCCCCGGGGACGGCGUGUACAUCGCUGCCCAUAAUCUCAUCCGGGCACACGGGAAGGCAUACAGAGUCUAUCAAAAUGAGUUUAGUCAGGUCCAAAACGGCAGUGUAGGAAUAACAUGGAACUGCCACUGGACCGUCCCCAAGUCGAGAGAAAGGGAAGCGGACCUAAUCGCCUCAGAGCGCGCUCUCCACUUCUACCUGGGCUGGUUCGGUCAUCCUAUCAUAAUUAAUGGCGAUUAUCCAGCUGUUAUGAAAUGGCAGAUCGGGAACAAAAGUGAAGAACAGAAUCUGAAUAACAGCAGACUGCCGGAGUUUACGUCACAAGAAAUAGAAUAUUUAAACGGUUCAGCUGAUUUCAUCGGACUGAAUUUCUACACCUCAGACGUCGUAGAGCACUACGAAGACCCGGCCGUGCCACAUGAUUACUACUCGGAUAUGGACGUCAGAGUUUCCAAAGACCCUUCCUGGCUUGGGUCGGGAUCUGAUUGGCUGAAGGUGACCCCUACUGGAAUACGACGGAUGCUGAACUGGAUGAAGGAUCAGUAUAAGAAUGUUCCUAUAUUUAUCACGGAGAACGGAGUAUCUGACAGGAAUGGAUCACUGCUAGACGACCACAGAAUCUCCUACCACAAAAAUUACAUCAAUCAAGUCCUCAAAGCUAUUCACCUAGACCACGUGGACGUACGUGGGUAUACUGCGUGGUCCCUGAUGGAUAAUUUUGAGUGGUCUAUGGGAUCCUCGGAGAGAUUUGGUCUCCACUACGUCGACUUCACUGACCCAGCGCGACCUAGGACGCCUAAGGUCUCGGCACGAUACUACCGACAGCUCAUCGAGGAAAACGGUUUCCUAGAACAUGAACCUAGACCAAUUCCGCUAGCCGAGGAAAAUGAAUUCUUUUAUGGAAGUUUCCCGGAUCAUUUUGCGUGGAGCGCUGCGACGGCAGCGUACCAAGUGGAGGGAGCGUGGAAUGAAGACGGUAAAGGGCUGAGUAUCUGGGACACGUUUUCUCACCAAGGUCACGUGGACAAUAAUGACACGGGCGAUGUGGCGUGUGACAGUUAUCACAAAUACAUGGACGACGUCAAACUUCUCAGGGAUAUGAAGGUGACACACUAUCGUUUCUCCCUGUCAUGGCCCCGGAUAUUACCUGACGGUACGACACGUAGUGUGAAUCAGCUAGGUGUGGAUUACUAUAACCAGUUGAUAGACGCCCUGUUGGACGCUGGGAUCACACCCAUGGUCACACUAUACCACUGGGACCUACCUCAGGCUCUACAGGACAGAGGCGGCGGCUGGCUCAACGCCUCAAUAGCUGACGUCUUUGCCGACUACGCCAGACUUGCCUUCCAGACAUUUGGGGACAGGGUAAAGACGUGGAUCACACUGAACGAGCCAUGGGUGGUAUCUGUCCAGGGGUACGGACAGGGCAUCAAAGCCCCAGGGAUCGUCAGCCCCGGGGACAAAGUCUACAUUGCCGCCCACAAUCUCAUCAGGGCCCACGGCAAGGUCUACAGGCUCUAUGAAAAAGAGUUCAAAAACACCCAACAGGGGAAAGUAGGCAUCACAUGUAACUGUGACUGG